Molecule: messenger RNA, 183 nt
Organism: Paramuricea clavata
Lineage: Eukaryota; Metazoa; Cnidaria; Anthozoa; Malacalcyonacea; Plexauridae
Source: the annotation of a GenBank genome assembly
GUCCUGACUCCGACGCCGAUGAUCCUUCAACUCGUCAGAAUUGUACGCAACAGAGAUCUAGUCGAUUAUAUUCCUCAACUUGUUCAAAAUGUGAAAAAACUGUUCAACGAAAUCAAAAACGAUUUGUCUGUGAUGUCUGCAAAGACUUUCUCCAUGCCAGUUGUCUCGGAAUCGCUUAUGUAA